AUUGCAGAUAAAAAUUAUUGAAAAUGUGUGAUCCUUGCUGUCCUCCCUGUGGACCAUGCGGACCCUGCAGUCCAUGUGACCCCUGCUGUGCUCCCUUUGAGCCUAAAUCCUGUCGCAGUCAUGAAUUACGUUCCGGCAUUAUGUACACCACCUGUGAUUGCAUCAAACGUAAUGGUCUCCAGGAUAAAUGUCCACGUUCCCAGUGUCAGGGUCGUUCGGCUUGUAUGUGUCUGCCAACACCAAAUUGUUGUCCCGCUGCAUUUCCUUUGCGAUUUGCCAACAUGACUAUGGGUGUCAAGAAACGUCGUGGCGGUGGUAAUUCAUGUUCUCCACCAGGUUCCGCCUGUCCACCACCUUGUGGUUCUUGUGAUACUUGUUGUGGACCAUCAAAUCCUAUGGGUGCCGCCCCCUCACCAGUACCCUAUUCGCCAUCACCAAACUGCUGUCCACCGUUGCCGGAGGCUGGUAUACCCGAUCCAAGGAUAUGGAAUGCCUGUAAUACCCCACCAUGUUAUCCAUGUAAGUUCGAGAUUCUCUUCAAUUUUCUGGAGACUGGGAAGGUGGAUUUUAAAUGA
This is a messenger RNA of Musca vetustissima, 575 nucleotides long. RefSeq names its product sperm mitochondrial-associated cysteine-rich protein-like. The coding region runs from base 24 to 575 and encodes 183 amino acids. NCBI's taxonomy places the organism in Eukaryota, Metazoa, Arthropoda, Insecta, Diptera, Muscidae. The record is from RefSeq and is a predicted model, not a curated record. The transcript is spliced from 3 exons.